Molecule: messenger RNA, 2600 nt
Organism: Mycena citricolor
Lineage: Eukaryota; Fungi; Basidiomycota; Agaricomycetes; Agaricales; Mycenaceae
Source: the annotation of a GenBank genome assembly
CUCCCCCUCAGCGAUGUUCUACGUCUCGCGCGGGCGCGCCGUCCCCCUCGCACGCACGGGAAACGCCAGCGCCGUACGUCUUAUACACCACAAGCUCGGCUACAAGGUCGCCAAGAACAAGCAAAAGCGUCGUCGAGCGCGACAAGGAUGGCCGGCCUGUCGCACGGAUGCGCGAAAAGUCUGCUUCGGUGGGUGUCGGGCGUCCCCAUCUUUUGCUCUGGAGCGCACUUGCAACGCCCUGCUUACUUGGCGUGAACAGAUCUUCCGGGCGCUUCCGGCAAGCAGUUUGGGGCAUGAGCUGUUCGAGAGCACGGAGCCGGGACGUGUGGAGGUGGACCGUCCGCUCAUGAACCCUAUGGAGCUGGGCACCGGUGUCUUGACGCGAUUCGACGACAAAGACCCAACAGCACCGAUGAGUGCCUUCGGAGUGCCGAAGCACAUGCUGCUCGAGUUCCGUAUUCUCGGUGCCCCCUGUUCAGUGACGACUACGACGACCCUCUCGCUUGUGCGCGCGCUCGAGGAGUCCAAAACUCGACCAGCCCAUGUGGUGCUCAACGGCCGCGAAGGCAGCGGCAAAUCCUUCCUCCUCCUCCAAGCAGCGCAGUACGCCUCGGCAUCCCGAUCCUGGAUCACCAUCUACGUCCCCCGCGCACGCACGCUUGUCGACGGCUCCACGCCGUACUCGUACUCGCUCUCAACUCAGACCUAUCUCCAGCCACGCGCCGCACGGGUUCUGCUGCAGCGCAUCGGGCGCGCAAACGCGCACCUCUUGCCGCAUAUGCGCAUGAGCUCGACUGCGACCUUCUCUGCGGAUGGGGGAACGGCGGUGACCGUGCGGGAAGGCCAGCCGCUCACGGCCCUAAUAGAGAACGGGUCGCUGGAAGAUGGGUUACAUGCGCACGCGGCUCUGGAGAGGCUUCUGGAGGAGUGGGGAAACAGACGGAGUAUCCGUGCUGAUUGCGAUCCCCUGUUCCCUGUGUCUGACCAACUGGCGGACUCGCUGAGAAGAUCCCCCGAGUUCGGACCUUCCCCGCGUUCCGUGCGGUACCGACGGAGCACACAGCUUGCGUCUUAUCUGGAGAACACGAUCGAAGCCCCCAUGCCGAAGGAGCUCGAUCCGAAUGUGUCGGAGGUCGAGAUGCAUGCAGCCGAUCUCUGGUCUGGAUGGCUAGCAUUCGAUCCCCCCCUAACAUCUGGAAGAACAUGGUUGUUGCCGAAGGUCAACAAUCGGAAGACGUCUCUGGCAGGGCCUCUUCGACACCGAGGACGACGUCCCCGUAGACGAUGGCAAACGGAAGAAGAACCCGCCCAGGCGAAGAAAGUCCAGGCUAUUCCUCCUGUCAAGGCACUGCGGGCUAUCCGGGUCCCGUCGACCAUCUCCAUCCGCGAGGCAGCGGCGCUGUUUGAGCUGUGGUUGGACGCAGGUGUCCUGCGAACAGGUGGCGAACGGCGAGUUGGCCGUCGGGCCGAUCUGAUGAUGCUAGACGGGUUCAGGAAAAUGAAAGAGAAUCCGGAGGCGACUUUCCGCGCGAUGGAAUCCGAAUUCGGCAGCGCCACAACAGCAAAAGCCGAUGAGCCCGCAUCCCGAGCCACAGGCACCCGCGUUGGGACAGCCGCGGUGGAUGGAAAAGAGUCAGGAGACUGCAAGCCCAGCCCACGAUGUGGUCGAGGAUUUGUGGAAAGCGGGAUGGCUGCUGGCACGGCGCAGCUGCUCGAAAAUGCAUUUGAGGCGACGGAAUGGAGCGAGCGAAAAGCGGCUGAAUCCAAAACCAUGAUAUCGUUUGACGAAGACGAGUCAAGUGUCGUGGUCGACCCGUCGGAGGGCAGCGUCUCGACUUCUGCACGUGAAAGCGCGGAUGGGCAGACUGAGCGCGGCAAGGAAGAAGACAUCAGCAUCACCGACCUUCUAGCGAUGGCCAAGGGAACAGACCAGCUGAAUCUGGGGACAGCCCUGAGAUUGCAGAGCUGCUCUCGGCCGGUUUGCGGAAUGUGAUGGAGAAUCCAAAAGCACUUCAGAAUCUGAUGGGCCGACAUCUACUCGCCACACCCCAAGAAGAGCCCACGGCUGAGGGCGGGGCGGAUGAGCUGUUCCUCAGCAAUACACGGAGAGUAGCGGUAACCCGAGGGCCUUUGUUGGGGCGGGCUCCUGGGCUCAUUGCAGACGUACACAAACUAAUAGAAUAAUGUGACUGUUAUGCUCUCAUCUACAUCGAAUCCUGCUCAGCAUGUACCGAAUUCUACAACUGUUGCAAGACUCGAAGAGAUGCCAUCUUUAAAAUCAGUCCAGUGGUCGAUUGUCACGGGUAUCCCGAGAACAAGCGAAAGAGAGGCUCGGAGGCAGACCACCAGAGACAUUGGAAUCGAUCGCACUACGGAAAUGGCCAUUGCAGAAGCGACCCAGAAGUGUAUCGUUCUAUUUUCCACGCUGCAAGAGAUUCUUUUAGUCGCCAGACACUAUGCGCGAUGGUGGUUACCAUGGCCGAUUAGUCAGAGCAAAUCUGGCUGGUUGUUGUAGGAAUAUGGAUAGCGCAGUGCUGACAGAUGACUUCCAGUCAGAAUGGUUGAAAUGCUCCUUUCACAUAUAAGGCGGUACAUAACUG